GGUCCUUUAGCCUUCCCCUUAGCUUAGCCGCAGCUAGUCAGCAAGUGAUCGGCACGAGCACCGUGCAUCUUAAUACCGUUCGAAUCACGAGAAACAAAUAGAAUUUUGACAACUUAAUUGGCAAAAAACGAAUCUCUUUGAGGACAAAGAGUAUAAAGAUGCCUUCAGCAACAGUCGGCAAUGGUGCGGCACAGUCUGCCAGUCCAGAAUUGGGACUUGGAAGUCAUUCUGAGGUUAUGAAGCAGGUUAUAAAUGUGAUUGAGAAGAAGGUUCGCAAUAUGGAAAAAAAAAAGGGUAAACUGGAUGACUAUCAGGCCAAGAAGAACAAUGGGGAGCGGCUGAAUCAGGAUCAGCUGGAUGCUUUGACAAAGUUUGGGGAGAUCACCAACAACCUUGAGUUUGCCCGGGAACUGCAAAAGGGCUUUUUGACUUUGGGCCAAGAGGUGAGCAAGGUGGUGAAGAAGUCUGUGAGGAGAGAGCAGCUACAGCGGGAGGAGAUGGAGCAGCGGAGGUUGAAGAUGGUCCUGGAGCUGCAGUUCCUUUUGGACCGGUUGGGAGAGGAAGAGGUCAGGCAGGACCUGAAACGACCCGAAGGUGACGGCACCUCGGUGCUCACCGAUGCCGACCUCAGAACCCUGGACCAGUUCUACAAGCUGGUGGGACCGGACAGGAACUACGACGUCAGGUUGACUGACCAGUACGAGGAUGCCUCACUACACCUGUGGGAGCUGCUAGAGGGCCGGGACAAGCCCGUAGCAGGGACCACAUACAAGGUGCUGAAGGAGACUCUGGACAAGGUGCUGCUAAGCGGCUACUUUGACCGAGUGCACACGCAUCAAAACGGAGCGGUGUGUGAGGAGGUGGAGGAGGGAGAGGAGGAGAGCCAGAUAGUGGAGGAGGAGGAGCAGAAGGCUGAGGAGCCACCAUCUGAACCUGGAACGGCUACUGAAGAUGACACUGAGCCUUUGGAAGUGGAAACCACAGAGUUUGUAAACAGACAGUUCAUUCCAGAAACGGCUUACAGCACAACAGAACAGGACCAAGUGGACGGCUGGGCAGUGGAGGCCCAGAUUGUGAAUUCCUUACAGCAUCAGCCCCUUGCCCAGCUCACGCCAGAGCCCCCCGCCAGCGUGGACCAGGACAUCACAUGCCCCCCGGCGGACCCUGUGGUCCGGAAGCAGGUGGUGCAAGACCUCAUGGCACAGAUGCAAGGCACCUUUAACUUCAUGCAGGACUCUAUGCUGGAGUUUGAUGGACAGGCCCUGGACCCAGCCAUUGUGUCUGCUCAGCCCAUGAAGCCAGCGCAGACUGUGGGCCUGCAGCAGAUGGGCCUUGUUUCAGCCCAUACCGAGUCCCGGCUUCCCCAAGCCACCAUGGUUUCUGGACCCCUGGAGUCCUCACAAGCCUCGCUGUCUCGUUCAUCUGAGCAGUGCCCUGCCCCAUCCUCCCUGCCCUCCGCCUUCCCACCUGUGUCCAAACCCACCCACAGUGGAGGCACCAAUGUCAAUGCUGCACCAUUCCAGUCCAUGCAAGCGGUAUUUAACAUGAACGCUCCUGUCCCCACUGCAAGCGAUGGAUCGGUGGAGCCGCUGAAGCAGCCUACCCAGUUUCCAAGUGGCUACGCACAGGGCUUCAGCAGCCCUGCGGAGCACACUGGGGAGCAGGCAGACGUGCCACAGGACGCUCUGCAGUCAGUGGUUGGUGGAUUCCAACCCCAUGAGCAGGCCAUGGCCCAGGCCGGGGCCCAGCAGCAGUCCGCUCAGCCUGCUGGCUUCACCCGGCCCGCCCAGCCCUACUUCAACGGCAGGGGUGCGCCCAGGGGUGGACCCCGGGGCGGCCGCGGCAUCAUCAACGGCUACCGCGGCGGGGCCUCCAACGGUUUCCGGGGUGAAGGCUAUCGCCCUCCUUUCUCAAACGCUCCCAACAGUGGUUAUGGCCAGAACCAAUUCAAUACGACUCGAGAUUAUCCCAAUAGUACCUACCAACGGGAGGGUUACCAGCCAGGCUACAAGCGUGGAGCUGCCCAGGGGGCUCGAGGCUGCCCCCGGGGUAAUGGCCAAGCGAUGCGAUCCUGAAGAGGACCCCCCUAAAUCCAUCAUACUGCGCCGCCCCCCCCUGAACAUUCACACUAUAAGAAUGUCAUCCUCGUCCCCAACCCCCCGGCCCC
Messenger RNA from Gadus chalcogrammus (walleye pollock), 2167 nucleotides. It is a transcript of the gene caprin1a, whose product is annotated as cell cycle associated protein 1a. Gene Ontology annotation, cellular component: cytoplasm. Lineage: Eukaryota; Metazoa; Chordata; Actinopteri; Gadiformes; Gadidae. The record is from RefSeq and is a predicted model, not a curated record. The coding region runs from base 159 to 2075 and encodes 638 amino acids. The transcript is spliced from 17 exons. Gene Ontology annotation, molecular function: RNA binding.